AUGCCUCACGACGCCAGUCCGGGCGUCGAUCUCUCCCAUCUCCCCACCCACGUCCGCGAGCUCGUGUCUUCCUCCUCCUCCGCCGGCAUACCGUUCCGGGCCCGCACACAGCACCUCCACAGCACCUGGGCGCGUACCUUCUCCAGCCUGCCCGAGCUAUACAUCCAGCCGGAAUCCCUCCCCGAGAUCGAGCAUGCCGUGUCCCUCGCGCGGCGGUGCGGUCGCCGCAUCACGACCGUCGGGUCCGGCCACUCGCCGUCAGACAUCACCUGCACGUCCAGCUGGCUCAUGAACCUCGACAGGUUCGACCGGGUCCUCGACCUGGACGCCUCGACAGGCGUCGUGACGAUGCAGGCCGGGAUCCGCCUCUUCCAGCUGUGCGACCACCUCGACGCCCACGGGCUCGCCAUGCCCAACCUCGGGAGCAUUAACAGCCAGAGCAUCGCGGGGGUCAUCUCGACGGGGACCCACGGCAGCAGCCUCCAGCACGGCCUGAUCAGCGAGCGGGUGCUGUCGCUCAAGAUCGUCCUCGCCGACGGCCGCGCCCGCGCCUGCUCGCCGACCCGUGACCCGGACCUGUUCCGCGCCGCGCUGCUCUCCCUCGGCGCCCUCGGCGUCAUCGCCGAGGUGACCUUCCAGGCCGUGCCGGCCUUCUCGCUGCGGUGGGACCAGACCAUCUACGACGACGAGACCGUCUUCGCCGCCUGGGAGGCGCGCACCCUGUGGUCGCAGGCCGACUUUGUGCGCGUCUGGUGGUUCCCCUACAUGCGCCGCGCCGUCGUCUGGAAGGCCGACGUGGUGAGCUCCGCGGACCUCGCGUCGGGCCGGGCCGCGCACGUCGACCCGCCGAGGAGCUACUACGACGGCGCGCUGGGCUACUACGUCUACCACAACCUGCUGUACCUGAGCCGGCUCGUGCCGCGCAUCCUCCCCUGGGUGGAGUGGUUCGUCUUCGGCAUGCAGUACGGCUUCCGCGACGGCGCCGCGUCGACCAUCGGCGCCGUCCAGCCCAGCCGCGACGCCCUGCUGAUGAACUGCCUGUACAGCCAGUACGUCAACGAGUGGGCCCUCCCGCUGGACAAGGGGCCCUCGGCCCUCCGCCGCCUCGGCGCAUGGCUGUCGCGCCGACGGCCCGCCGACCACGGCAUCCCCUUCGCCUGCCCCGCCGGCUCGUACGUCCACAGCCCCGUCGAGGUGCGCGCCAGCGACUCCGGGGUGCACACCGGUGCGGCGCGGGCCAACAGGCCGUGGCUCGACCCGACGGAGCGGGGCGGGCCGACGCUGUACCUCAACGCCAUCAUGUACCGGCCGUACGGGCUCGACCCGCCCGGCCGCGACGACUACUACCGCGGCUUCGAGUGGCUCAUGCGCGACCUCGGCGGCAGGCCGCACUGGGCCAAGAACUUCUCCGCCACCGCCGCCGACGUCGAGGCCUGGUACGGCGACGACCUGCGGACCUGGAGGCGCGUGCGCGACGAGGCCGACCCGCAGGGCAUGUUUGUCGGGCCGUGGCAUCGCAGGCUUGUUCUGGGGGGCCGUGGUGAUGGCGAUGGUGAUGGCAAGGUCGCCGAGGAGCAGCUGCUGCUGCCGCUCGAGGAGACGGAGCUGAGUCCUGGCCGGGCGAGGAAUGGGGGUGUGCUCUGGCGGGGCACCUUGGGAGGGGGAGGCAGGGUCUGA
Messenger RNA from Phialemonium atrogriseum, 1677 nucleotides. RefSeq names its product sugar 1,4-lactone oxidase. Lineage: Eukaryota; Fungi; Ascomycota; Sordariomycetes; Cephalothecales; Cephalothecaceae. Gene Ontology annotation, molecular function: D-arabinono-1,4-lactone oxidase activity; FAD binding. Bases 1 to 1677 code for a protein of 558 amino acids. The transcript has a single exon. Gene Ontology annotation, cellular component: mitochondrion; membrane. The record is from RefSeq and is a predicted model, not a curated record.